GAUAUAGGUACUGCCAUUGUUUCAGAUACUACAGACGAUUUGUGGUUUUUAAAUGAGUCAGUCUCAGAGCAGUUAGGUGUUGGAAUAAAAGUUGAAGCUGCUGAUUGUGAACAAGCAAGUGAAGAAGUAGGGAAAGUGAGUGACAAAAAGAUGAUUGAAGCAGGAAAAAAUGAUGACCUUGAGGACUCUAAGUCCUUAAGUGAUGAUACUGAUGUAGAAGUUACCUCUGAGGAUGAGUGGCAGUGUACUGAAUGUAAGAAAUUUAACUCUCCAAGCAAGAGGUACUGUUUUCGUUGUUGGGCCUUGAGGAAAGAUUGGUAUUCAGAUUGUUCUAAGUUAACUCAUUCUUUCUCUACAUCUGAUAUCACUGCCAUACCUGAAAAGAAGGAAAAUGAAGGAAUUGAUGUUCCUGACUGCCGAAGAACCAUUUCGGCUCCAGUUGUUAGACCUAAAGAUGUAUAUAUAAAGGAAGAAAAUUCUAAACUUUUUAACCCCUGCAACUCGGUGGAGUUCUUGGAUUUGGCUCACAGUUCUGAAAGCCAAGAAACCAUCUCAUCAGAUAACCUUUCUGAGCAGAGAACAGAUAAAGAGAACAUGGAAGAUUGCCAGAAUAUCUUGAAGCCGUGUAGUUUAUGUGGGAAAAGACCACGAGACGGGAACAUUAUUCACGGGAGGACAAGCCAUCUUACCACUUGCUUUCACUGUGCCAGAAGACUCAAAAAGGCUGGGGCUUCAUGCCCUAUUUGCAAGAAAGAAAUUCAGUUGGUUAUUAAAGUUUUUAUAGCAUAGCUGAAUCAAUUGCAAAGAAAUAUUUGGAGGACUAGACCAUUUAUCAAAACAUCAGUAUUCUCAUGAGACAGGCAGGAGAAUCACAAGUGCAAGGCCCAUCUCAAAAAAACAAAGAAACCAAUACCGAGCUUCAACAUCUCUUUACUAAGUGUGGACCAUGUGUGUGCAUUUAUUCAUGUAAACAUCUAUGUUUUGGGUCAUUUUUGCUUUUAAACUUAAGUGGGAUUUGAGAACUAGAUAAUCAAUUUGGGGACUUCAUUAACAUGAAAAAAAUAUAUAAAACACUUCAUUCUCCAUCCAAAGAUGAAGAUCUGAGAGGGAACAAGUUCAGUGUAUACAAAAAUGUAUUCAUCCAUUCACUGAACAACUUGUCUGAAGAUUAAUCCUUUCUUUAGUUAAUUUUAUUCUCUACCCUUCUGCUUUAUGAUCUUCUCACAAAAUCCAAGACAGUUAGUGGAGCAUCAAAAUCUAAGGUAGUUAUUAGGAAAGCACAAAGACUAACACCACAACAACAAAUAAUCUGAUUAGUCAACUUUUAAAGUGCUGGUUUGAUCAUUUUCUGUUGAAGUCAGGUCGCCUAGUUCAGAGAAACCAAAACAAAGGGGUUUGAGCUACCCUUACUAUUAUAAGAGACAGUCUCUCUGUGUUGCUCAGGUAGGCCUCAAACUCUUAAUCCUCUUGCCUUAGUCUUCUGAGUAGCUGAUAUAGGUGCAUACCACAUGCCUGGCUUAAGAAAAGUCUUUAUAAGGAUUUCAUUUAGGGUAUGCCUUAGUACAAUAGUUAACAUUUUUUGAUAACUUAUCCCUGAAAUAUUUUUGAGAAAGUGUGUAUAACUUUUUGCACAUUUAAAAAUUGCAGGUAUAAUUAACAUAUAAUGAAGUAUUUCCUUGCAGGAGUUACAGAAAUCUGAAUUGUCACUCCAAACAAGUUAUAGGAUAUUCCCGUCACUCCAGAGUGUUCCACUGCACCCACUUCCAGGCAGUCCUUCACCCAUUUUAUGGCUGUCACCCUAGAUUAGCAUUCCAUUUGCACAUCUUUAAUCUAACAUCUAAAUUUUUAAAAUUUAAGUACUUACAAGGGAUCUACCAUCCAAUAUACUGUGUGUUCUAUAUGUGCUUUAAAAAUAUUUUUAUCAGUGUUGGAGCUAUAGAUUUAGCUGAUUGUGGAAAAAGUCCUGUCAUACAAACUGGCAAAGCCUGUUCUCAUUUUCAAAUUAAUCAGCCAAAUCAGACUAAAUUUUUAGUUAGAAAAUGUCUUAAUUUUAGUUCAAGUAAAUAUAUGAGUGUACAUCUCUGGCGCAGCAUUUCCCAGUGAUCCCAUUCUAAAAAGAGAAGGUACAGAAUUUUAAACCAGAGCUUUCUUUACCUUGCUUUCUUGGCCCUCAUUGCCUCUUGGAGGUCCUCCUGUUUUG
This is a messenger RNA of Castor canadensis (American beaver), 2200 nucleotides long. Lineage: Eukaryota; Metazoa; Chordata; Mammalia; Rodentia; Castoridae. The record is from RefSeq and is a predicted model, not a curated record.